ACCUUGCUGGGCUGACCCCUCUCGGCGACCACGUUCUCGCCGCCUGCCCGCCUCCUGCCCGCCACCCUGUGCCCUCGUGCCCGACGGUCAGCGUGGCCCAUGUUGUCCGUCACUGAGAGAGCAUCGUUCUCAGUGGCAGCAUCAGCAUGGCGUCUUCAGCCAAAACCCAAGCGCUGGAAGAGGCCGUUCCCGGGCCCGAGGAGAAGCCGGAGGGAAGGUCGCUUCUCACCUGGGGCCCACUUUUCGGUCACCCCGACGAGAAGGUGCUCACCAUCACCGUCACCGAGACCACCGUCAUCGAGUCGGGCCUGGGCGUGUGGAGUGCACGGGCUCUGCUCUACCUGACGCUCUGGUUCUUCUUCAGCUUCUGCACGCUCUUCCUCAACAAGUACAUCCUGUCCCUGCUGGAGGGCGAGCCCGGCAUGCUCGGCGCCGUGCAAAUGCUGUCCACAACACUUAUUGGAUGCAUUAAAAUAUUUGUCCCUUGCUGUUUAUACCAGCACAAAGCCCGGCUCUCUUAUCCACCCAAUUUCAUCAUGACUAUGCUAUUUGUGGGCCUGAUGAGGUUUGCAACGGUGGUUUUGGGUUUGGUCAGCCUAAAAAACGUGGCGGUUUCGUUUGCUGAGACGGUGAAGAGCUCUGCUCCCAUCUUCACUGUGAUCAUGUCUCGGAUGAUUCUGGGGGAGUACACAGGAAUGCUGGUCAACCUCUCGCUUAUCCCAGUCAUGGGAGGGCUGGCGCUGUGCACGGCCACCGAGAUCAGCUUCAACGUCCUCGGGUUCUCAGCUGCGCUGUCCACCAACAUCAUGGACUGUUUGCAAAAUGUUUUUUCAAAAAAGCUCCUCAGCGGGGACAAAUACAGGUUCUCGGCUCCGGAGCUGCAGUUCUACACCAGUGCCGCUGCCAUGGCUAUGCUGGUCCCAGCCUGGAUCUUCUUCAUGGAUAUGCCAGUGAUUGGGAGGAGCGGGAGGAGCUUCAGCUACAGCCAGGAUGUCCUACUGCUGCUCCUGACCGACGGGGUCCUGUUCCACCUGCAGAGCGUCACCGCCUAUGCCCUCAUGGGGAAGAUCUCCCCUGUGACGUUCAGUGUCGCCAGCACCGUGAAGCAUGCCCUGUCCAUCUGGCUCAGCAUCAUAGUCUUCGGCAACAAAAUCACCAGCCUGUCAGCUGUCGGCACCAUCCUGGUGACAGUGGGUGUCUUGCUGUACAACAAGGCCAAGCAGCACCAGCGGGAGGCCAUGCAGAGCCUGGCUGCAGCCACCAGCCAUACCCCAGAGGGCGACGUGGAGCCACCCAGCCCGAAGGACACCAGAGAGCACCACUGA
Molecule: messenger RNA, 1325 nt
Organism: Galeopterus variegatus (Sunda flying lemur)
Lineage: Eukaryota; Metazoa; Chordata; Mammalia; Dermoptera; Cynocephalidae
Product: solute carrier family 35 member E2
Exons: 8
Coding region: 147-1325 (392 amino acids)
Cellular component (GO): Golgi apparatus
Molecular function (GO): antiporter activity
Source: RefSeq, a predicted model, not a curated record